Messenger RNA from Jaculus jaculus (lesser Egyptian jerboa), 1310 nucleotides. RefSeq names its product receptor associated protein of the synapse (gene Rapsn). Gene Ontology annotation, cellular component: synapse. Bases 1 to 1239 code for a protein of 412 amino acids. Gene Ontology annotation, biological process: chemical synaptic transmission. Gene Ontology annotation, molecular function: acetylcholine receptor binding; protein-membrane adaptor activity. The record is from RefSeq and is a predicted model, not a curated record. The transcript is spliced from 8 exons. Lineage: Eukaryota; Metazoa; Chordata; Mammalia; Rodentia; Dipodidae.
AUGGGGCAGGACCAGACGAAGCAACAAAUUGAGAAGGGACUGCAUCUGUACCAGUGCAACCAGACAGAGAAGGCACUGCGGGUGUGGACCAAAGUGCUGGAGAAGAGCUCUGACCUGGUGGGCCGCUUCCGCGUGCUGGGCUGUCUGGUCACAGCCCACUCCGAGAUGGGCCGCUACAAAGAAAUGCUGAAGUUUGCAGUGGUCCAGAUCGACACCGCUCGGGAGCUGGAAGAUGCCGACUUCCUCCUGGAGGGUUACCUGAACCUGGCCCGCAGCAACGAAAAGCUGUGUGAGUUCCACAAGACCAUCUCCUACUGCAAGACCUGUCUCGGCCUGCCUGGCACCAGGGCAGGCACCCAGCUCAGGGGCCAGGUCAGCCUGAGCAUGGGCAAUGCUUUCCUGGGCCUCAGCCUCUUCCAGAAAGCUCUAGAGAGCUUUGAGAAGGCUCUGCGCUACGCCCACAAUAAUGACGAUACCAUGCUGGAGUGCCGGGUCUGCUGCAGCCUGGGCAGCUUCUAUGCCCAGGUCAAGGACUAUGAGAAGGCCCUGUUCUUCCCCUGCAAGGCUGCAGAGCUCGUCAGUGACUAUGGCAAAGGCUGGAGCCUCAAGUACCGGGCCAUGAGCCAGUACCACAUGGCUGUGGCCUACCGCCUGCUGGGCCACCUGGGCAGCGCCAUGGAGUGUUGUGAGGAGUCCAUGAAGAUUGCUCUGCAACACGGAGACAGACCUCUGCAGGCGCUCUGCCUGCUUUGCUUUGCUGACAUCCACCGGAGCCGUGGGGACCUGGAGACAGCCUUCCCUAGGUACGACUCUGCCAUGAGCAUCAUGACUGAAAUCGGAAACCGCCUGGGGCAGGUGCAUGUGCUGUUGGGUGUGGCCAAGUGCUGGAUGGCCAGGAAGGCGCUGGACAAGGCUCUAGACACCAUUGAGAGAGCCCAGGACCUGGCUGAGGAGGUGGGGAACAAGCUGAGCCAGCUCAAGCUGCACUGCCUGAGUGAGGGCGUCUGCCGCAGCAAGGGGCUGCAGCGGGAGCUACGCGCGCACGUCGUCCGCUUCCAUGAGUGCGUGGAGGAGACAGAGCUCUAUUGUGGCCUGUGUGGCGAGUCCAUAGGGGAGAAAAACAGCCGCCUUCAGGCUCUGCCGUGCUCCCACAUUUUUCACCUCAGGUGCUUGCAGAACAAUGGCACCCGGAGCUGCCCCAACUGCCGUCGCUCCUCCAUGAAGCCAGGCUUCGUGUGACUACAGCAACCAUCCUGGGCUUCUACAUACCUCCCUUUCCUCCUGCUCCACCAUCAGGUCAGAGGCUCCGU